Molecule: messenger RNA, 414 nt
Organism: Ambispora gerdemannii
Lineage: Eukaryota; Fungi; Glomeromycota; Glomeromycetes; Archaeosporales; Ambisporaceae
Source: the annotation of a GenBank genome assembly
AUGGAGAAGACACUGGAAAGAACAGUAUGCUGUAAUUCCCAGCAUAAAUCGCAUACACCAAAACUCAUAUAUCCCAGUACAAAUCACGCAUAUCAAGACUCUACCUCAACUCAUGUUCAAAGUACAAAUAAUAAUGAAUUUCAAGAUGAUACAGGAAAUCCUUUCUUUAUAAAAAAUACAAGUGAUGGUCGUAUUGAAUUGACUUUGAAUAUGGAUUGGUAUACAUCUUACAAGUAUCAAAAACAUCGAACAUGUGCUCCAAUAUAUCUUACAAUACUCAAUCUACCUCGGAAUUUGCGUUAUCGCAAAGAGAAUCUUUUGUUAGUUGGUAUUGUUCCAGGUUUCAAGAAACCUGAUAGUGAUCAUUUUCAAAUAUAUUUACAACCUUUGGUUCUUGAACUCUUGCAAUUAUAA